UAUUUUUCUCUCUUCUCUUGCACGACGAGAUUUGCGCUUGUUUGUUUUCAAUUUGAGCUAAAUACGAUUAAGAAGCUGGCAUAAUGUCCGGCUUGGAGUCCUACAUCAACCACACAGUGUCCAUUAUCACAGCGGACGGACGCAACUUCAUAGGCACACUCAAAGGCUUCGACCAGACCAUCAACAUCAUCAUUGACGAGUGCCAUGAACGCGUCUUCUCCACAACGGCGGGAAUCGAGCAAAUUGUGCUCGGCCUGCACAUAAUCCGUGGCGACAACAUUGCCGUGAUUGGACUGAUAGAUGAUACCAUAGACUCACGCCUGGAUUUGGCCAAUAUACGCGGCGAACCGCUUGGACCUGUCGUACAUUGAUUGUAUUCGUAGUGCUUAGUUCAAAUAAACUCAUGAAAUUUUUAAUGUAAAA
Drosophila innubila is the source of this 423-nucleotide messenger RNA. RefSeq names its product U6 snRNA-associated Sm-like protein LSm8. The coding region runs from base 84 to 371 and encodes 95 amino acids. Gene Ontology annotation, molecular function: RNA binding. Gene Ontology annotation, cellular component: U6 snRNP; precatalytic spliceosome; U4/U6 x U5 tri-snRNP complex. Gene Ontology annotation, biological process: mRNA splicing, via spliceosome. Lineage: Eukaryota; Metazoa; Arthropoda; Insecta; Diptera; Drosophilidae. The record is from RefSeq and is a predicted model, not a curated record. The transcript has a single exon.